UGAAUUGAGCCGUCAGGAGAGACCCAUUAUUUCUUGAAGACGAAGAUUGGAGAGUUUUGAGAGAUGUGAAGUUACAUUGGGAAGAGAUGCAGAGAUUAAUGGAGAAACUAAGACGAAUGAAGUGCUCCCGUGAAAUGAUGAACCAAUAGGUGUGGAGAAUUAAAAUUUAAUCAAAAUUAAUUAAUCAAUAAAAUGAAAGAGAUUUUAACCAACGGCUUUGUACGAGAUUUAUAAAUAUAUAUUGAUAUUGAUAUAUUGAUGAUUGAUGAUUGAUGAUUCCAUCGCAUAUAUUUAAGAGAACGGAUUCCGCAGAGAGUCUGAGAGUUCUUCUCCAUCGGAUCUGAUGUUGAACUUGAAUCCCACUCGGUCGCACUGAUAUUCCCCCGACGCUUCUCACAUUAGUCAGAACUCCGAUCCCUAACCAGCUCAGAAGCUUCUUUGUCGUACAUUUAGUUCCAACAUCUCGUUGUAAUGGCUCAAGAGUCAGUCUCAGAAACCCGAGAUGCGCCGUCAUCUUGCACUGUUCAAUCCCAGCCAGAUCCGCCUUUUUCCAGAAGCAUUUCUUUUAGCCGACUCAACGCGCAGGCACGUGAAUUUGUGCCUACUCGACCCACUUCACGGUCCGAUCGACAAGGACCUAGGCUCGUUGUUCCACCACCACCACCUCCUCCCCCGCCCCCGGGUAUGGUACAUGUUUAUCCACCGCCUCCAACUUCACCCUUCCAUAUACCGAUUCGACCUCAUGUGCCAGUGGGCACUCACGUCGUCCCUGGUCAGAGUCACCACCACCACAUUUCCCAUCAGCAUCCGGUUCAUUAUCAUCCUCAUCAGCAUCAUUACUAUGUUACCACCGGUGGAGGGGGAUCGGGGGACCAAGACUCUGGCUUGCAGUCAGUUCAGAAGUCCCAAGUUGAGCCAGAUCAUACUCUCUCAAAGAAUAAACUGUCUGAGGAAGCUAGUCAGAAGAUUUUGAAUCAGGUAGAGUAUUAUUUCAGUGAUUUAAACUUGGCUACAACUGAUCAUUUGAUGAGGUUCAUCAACAAAGAUCCUGAAGGUUAUGUGCCUAUAUCUGUUGUUGCAUCAUUCAAGAAAAUUAAGGCUCUUAUAAGUAGUCACUCCCAGCUUGCAACUGUUUUGAGGAACUCAUCGAAGCUUGUAGUUAGUGAAGAUGGAAAGAAAGUCAAACGCCUGCAUCCCUUGACUGAGUCUGAUAUAGAAGAGUUGCAGUGCCGCAUUGUUGUAGCUGAGAACUUACCUGAGGAUCAUUGCCACCAGAAUCUUGUCAAGGUUUUCUCUGUUGUGGGGAGCGUGAAUACCAUUCGCACUUGCCCACCUCAAUCCUCAAAUGGUGGAGCUUCUUCUGCAUCAAGACUGGCAAAAGUUGAUGGCAUUCCUCUAUCUAACAAGUUGCAUGCAUUUGUUGAAUAUGAAUCUGUCGAGCUUGCUGAGAGAGCAGUUGCUGAGCUUAAUGAUGAGAGGAAUUGGCGGAGUGGCCUUCGGGUUCGUCUAAUGCUUAGAUGCAUGUCAAAACCUGCACAAGUGCGUGGAAAGAAGGGGCUUGAAGUUGAAGUGGAAUGUGAGCAGGAUUAUACUUCUGUGCCUGAGCAAGAGGCUAAUGAGAAACUAUUAGAAGACUCUUACUUGGCGGAUUCUAAACUGCAUGAACCUGCAGGGGAAGAGCAUAAUUUUGACAGGGAGAGUGGCCAGAGGAAGGGUCGUAGCAGGGGACGGGGCAAGGGACGAAGCCGAUCUCAUUGUCACCAGUUGUUUAGUCGCACCAAUCACAUAGGAACCCCACCUUCAAAUAAUGUGAUUCCUGUCGAGCAAGUUGUGGCCAAGCAACCUCCUGGACCUCGUAUGCCAGAUGGCACGAAAGGAUUUUCAAUGGGUCGAGGCAAGCCAGUAGCUGUUGAUAUAGUGUAAUGCCGUGGGAUUAGAUUCAGGCUGGUAGUGGGUUGAUGUUAUUGUGAAUUAGAGUGUCAAUCUUGCAGUGGGGAAUAGUUAGCAUUGCCGUCUCUGGAGCAAAGCAGUUAUUUUGCUCAUAUAUAUAUAUAUAUAUAUAUAGUGUAUUAAAAAAAAAAACGUGUGGGAGCGGAUUAUAGCAUAAGAGAGUAGAAGAAAGGGAUUAAAGGGAGCAUAAACAAUGGAGCUACCAGGGUAAUUUUUUUGUUCAAGACUUUUGUGAUAAUGAAUUGUUAUUAUUCUUGUCCUGUCAUUUUAGGUCAUUUUAUAUGAAAGACGUGAUCGAAUUCUUGUCUCGGAA
Messenger RNA from Prosopis cineraria, 2263 nucleotides. Its product is annotated as la-related protein 6B-like. The transcript is spliced from 10 exons. Gene Ontology annotation, cellular component: nucleus. Gene Ontology annotation, biological process: RNA processing. The coding region runs from base 472 to 1923 and encodes 483 amino acids. Gene Ontology annotation, molecular function: mRNA binding. Lineage: Eukaryota; Viridiplantae; Streptophyta; Magnoliopsida; Fabales; Fabaceae. The record is from RefSeq and is a predicted model, not a curated record.